This is a messenger RNA of Odobenus rosmarus divergens (Pacific walrus), 1964 nucleotides long. RefSeq names its product feline leukemia virus subgroup C cellular receptor 1 (gene FLVCR1). Gene Ontology annotation, biological process: erythrocyte differentiation; heme export; mitochondrial transport. Gene Ontology annotation, molecular function: heme binding; heme transmembrane transporter activity. The transcript has 10 exons. Bases 161 to 1831 code for a protein of 556 amino acids. Gene Ontology annotation, cellular component: mitochondrion; membrane. The record is from RefSeq and is a predicted model, not a curated record. Lineage: Eukaryota; Metazoa; Chordata; Mammalia; Carnivora; Odobenidae.
CGCCGGCUGGGUUUCACGGCUUGCACCCAGGCUCACCCGGCCAGGGAAAGGGUUGCAUGAGCGGUGGGCCAAGGGGUUGCGGUUGGGGUGCAGGGAGGGCCUCGGGUCCUGGGCCGGGGGGUGCAGGGAGGAGGGCCGGGGCGCGGGGGAGCGCGGGGACAUGGCAAAGCUGGACCAUGAGGAGGGGGCAGCGGUGGCACCCGGGCACCCGCCCGCGAAUGGAUACCUCCUGGUCCCGGGGGGCGAGCCCCCCGGAAAGCUGAGCGCGGAGCCGCAGAACGGGCCGAAAGCCGGCUGCCUGACCCUGAAUGGAGUGUCUCGGGACCGCCUCGUGGCCGCCGCUGAAUCCCUCGGCAGGCCGCAGACUCCGCUGGCUCCAGAGGAGGAGACCCAGACCCGGCUGCUGCCUACGGGCCCCGGGGAGGAGACCCCCGGGGCCGAGGGCUCCCGGGUGCCCCAGACUGCGCUCUCUGCGCGGCGCUUUGUGGUGCUCCUGAUCUUCAGCCUGUACUCGCUGGUGAACGCCUUUCAAUGGAUCCAAUACAGCAUCAUCAGCAAUGUUUUCGAGGGCUUCUAUGGCGUCUCCUCCCUGCACAUCGACUGGCUGUCCAUGGUGUACAUGCUGGCCUACGUGCCCCUCAUCUUCCCCGCCACGUGGCUGCUGGACACCAGAGGCCUGCGGCUCACGGCCCUGCUGGGCUCCGGCCUCAACUGCCUGGGCGCCUGGAUCAAGUGCGCCAGUGUCCAGCAGCAUCUCUUCUGGGUCACCAUGCUGGGCCAGUGCCUGUGCUCCGUGGCCCAGGUGUUCAUCCUCGGCUUGCCCUCCCGCAUCGCCUCGGUGUGGUUUGGGCCCAAGGAGGUAUCCACAGCUUGUGCCACUGCCGUGCUAGGCAAUCAGCUUGGAACUGCAGUUGGCUUUUUGCUACCACCAGUUUUAGUGCCCAACACACAGAAUAACACAGAUCUUCUGGCUUGUAAUAUCAGUACCAUGUUUUAUGGAACAUCAUCCGUCGCCACAUUUUUAUGUCUUUUAACAGUAAUUGCAUUCAAAGAAAAACCUCAGUAUCCACCAAGUCAGGCUCAAGCAGUUCUUCAAAACAGUUCCCCUGCUGAAUACUCGUAUAAGAAAUCAAUAAGGAACCUAUUUAGAAACAUUCCUUUUGUCCUUCUCUUGAUCACUUACGGUAUCAUAACUGGAGCAUUUUACUCAGUCUCAACAUUAUUAAAUCAAAUGAUACUGACAUAUUAUAAGGGAGAAGAAAUCAACGCUGGAAGGAUUGGGCUAACAUUGGUAGUAGCUGGAAUGGUAGGCUCUAUUCUUUGUGGCUUGUGGCUAGAUCAUACCAAAACAUACAAACAGACUACUCUGAUAGUUUACAUUUUGUCUUUUUUGGGAAUGGUUGUAUUUACUGUCACAUUGGAACUUGGACACAUUGCCAUCGUGUUUGUUACUGGAGGGGUACUCGGUUUCUUCAUGACUGGUUACCUCCCACUGGGUUUUGAAUUUGCUGUUGAAAUCACUUACCCAGAAUCUGAAGGUACUUCCUCUGGUCUUCUUAAUGCUGCGGCACAGAUAUUUGGAAUUUUGUUCACAUUGGCUCAAGGAAAACUCACGUCAGACUAUGGUCCUAGGAUAGGGAAUAUUUUCCUCUGUAUUUGGAUGUUUCUAGGCAUCUUUUUAACAGCAUUAAUCAAGUCUGAUCUCAAAAGAUACAAUAUAAACAUAGGAAUUGUGAACAGUGAUAUUAAAGCUGUACCAGUUGAAGAUAGUCCCACAGAUCAAGAAUCCAAAACUAUGAUGAUGUCCAAGCAGUCAGAAUCGGCAAUUUGAGGUGAAAGAAAAAGUUAACAUCAUGUGAUAGUUGAGUAGUAAGACUUGGUUUAUACAUGACAGGAGAUGGAUACUUAAUUGAAAAUUAUUAUGUGACCUCUCACUAUAGUUACUGUCUUGCUUCAUUGUUAAU